Akanthomyces muscarius is the source of this 1242-nucleotide messenger RNA. RefSeq lists its product as uncharacterized. The record is from RefSeq and is a predicted model, not a curated record. Gene Ontology annotation, biological process: triglyceride catabolic process. Bases 1 to 1242 code for a protein of 413 amino acids. The transcript has 2 exons. Lineage: Eukaryota; Fungi; Ascomycota; Sordariomycetes; Hypocreales; Cordycipitaceae. Gene Ontology annotation, molecular function: triacylglycerol lipase activity.
AUGACGAGACCAGCUCUUCUCUUCCUGCCGCUACUCCUCCUCCAACCCGCCCACGCGCUGCCCGUCUGGCUGCGUCUAAGCUGGCCCUGGUCGCCGACGACGCCUGACAACAGCACACUCCCCUCGCAGCCGCAACCAACUCCAGAGAUCGCCCGCCGACGCGGACAGCCCGCCGAUGGCUUCGACUUUCCGCACCGGCGAGGCUUCCCCUCGACCGGCUUCGUCGCCCUCGGCGACUCGUACUCUGCCGGCAUCGGCACCGGCCUCAACGGCUCCGAAGUCGACUGCCGGCUCGGCAGCCACGCCUAUCCCGUCCUCAUCCGCAACGACAUGAUGUCUGCCCAGAGCGACCCCGACCGCAACGCCACCUCCAGCUUCCAGCACCUGUCGUGCACGGGGUCCACCAUUGACGACGUCCUCGCCGGCGGCGCCCGCUCCCAGAUUGACCUCUUCAACACCACCGACUCGGCCGACUUUGCCCUCCUCUCCAUCGGCGGCAACGACCUGGGCUUCUUUGACAUUAUGAACAGCUGCAUCUUCCGCUUCUACUCCUUCUACUCGGGCACCUGCGAGGCCGCGCUGCAGCGCUCCGAGCAGCAGAUUGCCGGCCCCGAGUUUGACCAGCGCCUGCGCCUGCUCAUCAUGGAGAUCCUCGACCGCGUGCACUGGGAGAAGCGGCCCUGGUUCACUAUUACCGUCACCGGCUACGCCCGCUUCUUCAAUGCCGACACGGACGAGUGCGACGACUACUCGCUCGGCAUGUGGUGGCGCGGGCCGAAGCUCAAGCGGGACCUGCGCCGGAAGAUGAACCGCAUGGUCGUCCGCGUGAACCGGCGCAUCGAGCAGGCCGUCCGUGUCAUCAACGGCGCGUUUACGGAGCCGAGGGUCCUGUUUGUCGACUACGACGACGCGUUUGAGGGGCAUCGCUUUUGCGAGCCCCAGGUGGUUGAGCCGGACUACCUGCGCAACGAGACCUGGUUCUUCCUGGUUGGGGGCCAGGACAAUGACGGCUCGACCAUGCCUCAUGUGCCGCUGCCUCCGAACUCGACCCUUGAAGAUCCGUGGCAGCUGCUGCAGGGUGGCGAGGCGGCUGCGCUGAACUCCAUGUGGUAUGUUCCUACAUAUUACGGCAAGACCUUUCAUCCGCGGACAAAGGGCCACAUGGCUAUCCGCGACCGAGUCUACCAGACUUGGCGAGAAACCGACAUUUUAGCUACGCAACCAUCAUUUGAAGAAUUAUAA